Molecule: messenger RNA, 347 nt
Organism: Serpula lacrymans var. lacrymans S7.9
Lineage: Eukaryota; Fungi; Basidiomycota; Agaricomycetes; Boletales; Serpulaceae
Exons: 7
Source: RefSeq, a predicted model, not a curated record
AUGUGCAAUCUGGGGAUGCAAGCAGAAAAUAGCGACUACGCUAAUAUCCGCUUAUGGAGUAUACCUGAUGUUUUGUCUAAGAUCGGAUUCGUCUAUGUGGAUAUUAUUGGGACAUGCGUAGCCCCUCUACCCUGUGACGCAAUGAUCGACGUAACAGUAUUUUCUGUCACAAUGCGCCGUUUGCGAAAAUAUUCCCGAGCACGAAUGCAUCAAUACUUAUCUCCACUCCUCAACUUACUAUACAGAGACGCAUUUAUGUUUUUCAUAGUUAGCAUAAUGCACAAUGGUUUAACUAUUGCUCUAUGGACAAUUUAUACGGACAGUCCAAAAUACUUCUUAUCCGUAAC